This is a messenger RNA of Pyrenophora tritici-repentis Pt-1C-BFP, 333 nucleotides long. The record is from RefSeq and is a predicted model, not a curated record. NCBI's taxonomy places the organism in Eukaryota, Fungi, Ascomycota, Dothideomycetes, Pleosporales, Pleosporaceae.
AUGGACCUUCGAUCCGAGGGUCAUGCACAAGUUGCCGUUUCGAUGUCACUACUCGUGGGUCCAUUAGCCCACUACAGGUUUUACCCCAGAUAUGAGACGCAAGUUGAAAUCUUAGGCCCUCCCUAUCGGCCCUUGAAAAAGCAUACCAGAAAAGCAACCAUGAAGCUACGCGAAGAUAAGAAAAGCCACCCUCUUAAGAUCAGAUCUACCAGCCCUAUCAGAGAUGUCGGCGAAACUGGCAUCUAUUUCCGCCCCCAACCAACCCUCUCGAAACCACGAACCUGGCUGCCCGCAGAAAAACCACACAAAAGUCCCGUAGCCUCAACUUCCUAG